Messenger RNA from Guyanagaster necrorhizus, 998 nucleotides. RefSeq lists its product as uncharacterized. Bases 6 to 998 code for a protein of 330 amino acids. Lineage: Eukaryota; Fungi; Basidiomycota; Agaricomycetes; Agaricales; Physalacriaceae. The record is from RefSeq and is a predicted model, not a curated record. The transcript has 3 exons.
CCACCAUGGCCGACCAGCUACGUCCUGAGCUCGUCGAGGCCAUCAUCUCUGAGUUUUGGUACGACGAGCAUGCAUCGGACGACCGUAUCGUUUUUAUGACUGCAUGCCCCCUCAUCAGCACCGUCUGGCGGAAUACGUAUGAACAUAUUACUUCGCGGGAUAUCUACGUGCCAACCCUCGCCUAUCUCUUCCAUCUUUGUUCUAUCGUUAAAUCCACAAAGUCUGUCAUAUAUCGCUCUUCUCUGCCAGAAUCUGCCCGUACUAUCACCUGCCAUGUCGACCUCAUCGAAUCCAACAACGACGCGGCCAUGCACCCAUACUCGGUCCUUUGCAGCUUGCCCAAUUACACCGGAUUUCGAAAAUGUUUCCCAAAUAUCCAGUACAUCCACCUACAAAUCAGGUUUCGCAUCAGAACGGGUCGCCCCUUCUUGCCUCGUCACCAGCUCGUCCACACACGCGUUUCCAUAGUGCUCAAUGAAUCCACGACGCAACUCAGUGUACUUCCUGUGGACUGGCACGUUGCUGUGGAUGAUCCACCCGAUUCACUGGAAUACGAUCCAUUCUGCCUUCUCGCGACCUGGAGUGUCUUCCUCGUUGAGUUCACUUGUGAUAUGGUCCAAUGCUGCUCGCAGUUCAUGAGCAUAUGGAGCUCUUCAUCCAUCACCCCCGCAGCGAAAGGCUCAACGUACUCUGAAGGCGUGCGUUAUUUUAACAAUCGCAGUCGCUGCAUAGAACGAGAGGGUGACUUAUGGGACCUGAAUUAUCGCUUCCGGAAAGCAGCCAGAACGCCUAUAAACCUCAAGAAUUUCUUUUCAGACCUGUAUUGGGUUCUCAAAGGUGCCGUCACGAUUGAGAGUCAUAUGUGGAGAAGUGUGUUGCAACUUGAAGAUAACAUCUAUUACCAACAGCGAACCCUUACCACCAAUCAACAAACCCUGGUCUUGGCACAUCCGCUCCCGGAAAAGAAAAUCGCACAGAAUAAUGGCGGCUCCGAGUAG